This is a messenger RNA of Salpingoeca rosetta, 1123 nucleotides long. RefSeq lists its product as uncharacterized. The transcript is spliced from 6 exons. The record is from RefSeq and is a predicted model, not a curated record. NCBI's taxonomy places the organism in Eukaryota, Choanoflagellata, Craspedida, Salpingoecidae. Bases 19 to 810 code for a protein of 263 amino acids. Gene Ontology annotation, molecular function: oxidoreductase activity.
AAAUAAACCACUGACGUGAUGAUGACUGCGACAGCAGCGGCGUGUCGGCGGUUGGUGGGGCGGGCGGCCGUGGUGACCGGCGCUGGUGCUGGGAUCGGAGCUGCCAUUGCACGGCGGCUGGCAGAAGAAGGAGCAAGGGUUGCGGUUGUUGAUCGCUGCGCCGCUUCCGCAGCACACACCGUCGACGCCAUCCAGAAAGCAAAAGGCGAAGCUGUGGCCAUCACCGCUGACAUGCGGGAUGAAAGCAGCGUGAUUGAUGCAGUCAAGUCCAGCCAGGCAUCCCUCAACGGCCUUGACAUUGUGGUGAACAACGCAGCGCAGUUCCACUUUGGGUCUUUGGAAGACACGACACUGGAAGACUGGCGUCGAUUGCUGGAGACAAACGUCAUUGGCUACGCCAACAUGAUCAAGCACGCUCUUCCCGCCCUCAGAGCCUCUCAACACGCCGCCGUCGUCAACAUUGCAUCCGUCAGCUCAUUUGUGGCACAGCCGCAGAUGUUUGUCUAUAAUGCCAGCAAAGGCGGGGUGUUGCAGCUAACGCGGUGUCUUGCCAUGGACCUUGCACCGGACACCAUUCGCGUCAACGCCGUCUGCCCCGGCUCCAUCCUCACCCCGGCAGCUUACAACCACAUGGACAAUCUUGGUCUCGAUCAUGAAGAAGGCACGAAGGAGUUUGCGAGCGCUGCGCUCAUGAACCGGUCUGGACAGCCUGAGGAAGUGGCGAGUGUGGCUGCCUUCUUGGCAUCCGAUGAUGCCAGCUUCAUGACGGGCGCGCACAUUGUCGUUGAUGGCGGUGCAACGCUUGACUAGCCGCAAGCAAUGAACCAAGACUGCAUGCAAGAAUCCUUGCAUCUCCUCGUUACCUUUGCACCACGAGCAUUGUGUACCAUCUUUGUUUCGCGCCGUUGCUUUCCAUUCUGAAUGACACUCCGACUCCUCUCUGUGUGUGUGUGUGUUGAUGAUCAACAUCCAUGACCGCCAUGAGGCUUUUCUUCUUUCUCGAUGCUCCAGUGCGCAGUUGUUAUUUCGCGCAAGCAGCUCUGAUGAUGUGGUGUUGCAUGUUCUAUGCGGUGUGAAUGAAUCACAGACAUGCACUGACACAAGAAAGCAAUCACCUCCCCAG